Molecule: messenger RNA, 11823 nt
Organism: Solea solea (common sole)
Lineage: Eukaryota; Metazoa; Chordata; Actinopteri; Pleuronectiformes; Soleidae
Gene: col7a1l
Product: collagen type VII alpha 1-like
Exons: 108
Coding region: 517-9339 (2940 amino acids)
Molecular function (GO): serine-type endopeptidase inhibitor activity; protein binding
Source: RefSeq, a predicted model, not a curated record
AGUGAGAGAGAGAGGAGUCUGCAGAGACACCGAGUGCAAAAUGCAGGAAGGCAACUCCAUCACAGAGUCAACAGGUUGCAGCAGUUUCACUCCCUCCCCUCUCCCCCAAACUUUUUUUCAGCGCUUCACUCGAGCCCUGCAAAGAAAAGUCUGUCAUUCAACCACUCUUCCAGCAACCUCCUCCCUCCACUCAGAUACAGACACCAGGAUACACCCAUCGAUUCUCAUGUACCUCUCAGCUCAUAAUCUCCAAUAACCUCUCCUGCUGCAAAGUUGAAUUUAUUUAUUUCUGUUCUUUUGCUGCCUCUCUCGGAUAAAAACUUGGGAAUAUUUUCUCUCAGCCGUUAAGACAUUACUUGGGACUCGAGGGGGGGGAAAGAUAAUGAAGAUUCACUCAUCUGCACUGAUAAAAGGAGAGAAGAGUUGGAUUUUAUGAUCGAAGACUGGAGGUCAGGACUGGGAUUUGCAAGGAGAAGAUCUGGGAAGAGGAGUGGAUGAUUGAAGGAGAAGAAGAGUAUGGACUGCGCCUCUGUGUGGAUCUUCCUACUGUCCCUUUCUCUCUCCCAUCAAAGAGUUACAGCAGAAAUUGAAGCAUGCAGGACGGUGGUGCAGGCAGACAUCGUUUUUCUGGUGGAUGAGUCAUGGGGCGUGGGUCAGACCAGCUUCUCCAGCGUUAAAGGCUUCAUGUCCUCCAUCGUCACCUCGUUCAAGGACAGAGUGGCGGGAGAAGGCGGGGUCCGCUUUGGUGUGACGGUCUUCGGGGACAUCGCAAGGAUGAGGAUUGCACUGACUGACUACAGUUCACCAGAGGAGGUGCUCACAGCCAUCAGAGACCUGCCUUAUGAAGGUGGAUCCAGAAGGACCGGUGAUGCCCUCCGGUUUCUGGUCGACUCUGUCUUCAGCCCCACAAUCAGCCGAGACGAAGCCUCAAAGAUUGCUGUUCUGAUCACCAAUGGACGCUCCGACGAUCAAGUGGACGUGGCGGCCAGAGCUGUGGCUGACAGUGGGAUCUCGCUCUUUGCAGUAGGUGUGUUGGGAGCGGACGAGUCCGAGCUGAGGAGGAUUGUGUCAGAACCACACGAGGAGCACUUGUUGCUCAGCAGCGACUACUCCCGCCUGGACAACGUCCUUCCCAAACUGUCCCGCCGAGUGUGCUUCACAGCUUCUGAACCGCCGCGACCUGUGAAAAGUCCCCAGCCUGUUGAGGAGCGUAUCGUGGGUCCCAGAGACCUGCAGGUGAGUGAGUUGGCUCACAGCUCCCUCCGCCUGACGUGGAGCCAGGCCACAGGUGAUGUCACCGGAUAUCGCCUCCUGGUCACCCCUCUCACCUCCAGAGGAAACCCCCUCCCCCAACAGCAGAGACAGAUUGAUCUGAAAGCAGAUGUGAGCACUGAGCUCGUCACGGAGCUGAGUCCUAAAAGAGACUACUCCCUCACCGUCUACGCCAUCUACCCCAACCUCAUAGGAGACUCUGUGACGAUCAACAUUCGGACGACUGCUUUGCCCCAGGUGUCAAACUUCCGUGUUAUUGAGGAGGGUUUGUUCUCUCUGCGUCUCGGCUGGACUCCUCCUCUAGGGAAACUAAGUGGAUUCAAGAUCUACGUCCCGAGAUCUAACAGGCCAGGAUAUACUUAUGAGCAGCUACUUCCUGGGGACGUCUCUUCUCACGUGAUUGACAGCCUGGAGGAGGACAAGAAGUACACUGUCAAUAUUUACGCCGUUUUUCCUCAGGGACCAAGUGAGCCCGUUUCAAUCGUGGGCAAGACAUUAAAACUGAUACCAGUUCAGCAUUUCCUGGUUCAAAACGCCACCACAGACACUGUGCAGGCGAGGUGGACUUCAGUGCGGGGAGCGACAGGAUAUCGUCUGACGUGGGCCUCCCCAGACGAUCACAUCGAGAACAUAAACCUCGGCGACAACUUCAACUUCUACAUGAUCCAGGGCCUCCACGCAGGCUUAGAGUACACCGUGACCAUCAAUCCCAUCUUUGGAGACAUUGAGGGGCCCGUCACCACCACCAAAGCAAAAACAUUGGAGAGCAGUGCAGUUCAGACUCUGAAGGUUUCUGCUGUGACCACCAGUGCGGCUGUCGUCUCAUGGAACAGCGUCCCGGGAGCCACAGGAUACAGACUUGCCUGGGGACCCACCCCAGAGUUUAUUGGCUGGGACCGUCCCAGACAGUUGGCUUUGAAUGGCAGCACCAUCGAGUACCAUCUGAAGAAUGUAGCCCAUGACACAGAGUAUGUCCUGACUCUGUAUGUGCUGUUUGGAUCCGUGGUGGGACCCGGCGUCUCCGGGACCUUCAAAACGUCUCCUUUGGGCUACGUGUCCAACUUCAAGGUGGUGUCCUACACCAGCACCUCUAUAGAUGUGGAGUGGAGUCCAAUUGUAGGGGCCACUGAGUACAAACUCACUUGGAACACAGCUGAUAGCAGCCCUCAGUCACAUUACCUGGACCGCAAAGUUCUCUAUCACCGCGUCGAAGAUCUGAACCCGCUGUCCACCUACAGGAUCACCAUCUGUGCAAUUUACGGCAACUCGGAGGGACCAGAAAUCUCCUUAUCCCAGCUCACAGCUGCUGUAUCAGACUCGGAGCCACUCAAGGCAGUGAGGGGCGUGAAAGUUGUAGACAUUGGAGUCAACUUUUUCACCGUGUCCUGGAACAAAACACCAGGGGCCACUGGCUACAAAAUAUACUGGAUCCCCUUCCUGGGUGGUGAUGAGAAGACCCAUGUGGUAUCUGCUGCCUCUACCAGCUUCACCAUCCACAACCUGCGGGAGAGCUCGGCUUACAAGAUCCAGGUCUCGUCCAUGGUGGUCCACAGGGAGGGAAGUCCGGUUCUGGUCACCGCACGGACCUUGGAUCUUCCUAAAGUGAAUGGCUUUGCAGCGCUGAACACCACAGACGGCAGCACUGUGCUGAACUGGACACGAGUGGCCGGCGUCUCGGGCUACCUUCUCUCUUGGAGGCACAUUUCAGUGUUGGAGACUCAAACAGAGAUCCUCGGUCCUGGUUUCAGCUCCUAUAAGAUUGGCGAUCUCCUCUAUGGCAGAACAUAUAUCUUCACCAUCAGACCUUUGUAUGGAGAGGUGGAGGGGCCAAUAACCACUGUGUAUCAGAGAAUAUUGGGACAGGAUUCUCCGGCGGCAACAGUCCAGUCUGUGCCAGCCACUGCGGCGUCCAUCGCUACCAUCGCUCAGACAACCAAAAAGACCACUCGUCAUCAGCCCAUCACUGUGCCAUCCGUGAAAACUACGACCACCACAAAGCCUCCCGUUCAGCCGAGUGCCACCACCCCUCACUUGACCACAUCCACUCCAGGAUCAACAGCUCCACCACAACCAGUGUGCGGUAAGGCCAAAGCAGACAUCGUAUUCUUGGUGGACGAGUCCUCCAGCAUUGGUGCUAACAACUUUAUCAAGAUAAAAGACUUCAUAUUCCGGGUGGUCACUUACUUCCCUGUCAUUGGUCCUCAAGGCACACAGAUCGCUGUGGUUCAUUACAGUGACGAGCCUCGAAUUGAAUUCAAUCUAAGUCAUUUCAAAGACAGAAACUCAGUCCUCAGGGCGCUCAGAGCUCUGCGUUACAGAGGGGGCAACACUAAAACAGGAAAAGGCAUCAGCUACAUUGUGCAGGAGCUGUUCCAGGAGUCUGUAGGGAUGCGAGCAGAUGUGGCCCAUGUUCUGGUCCUGAUCACAGAUGGCAGAGCCCAGGAUGAUGUUGCGCCACCGUCCAGAAUUGCUCGUGCGCUAGGUGUCAGUAUCCUGGCAGUCGGAGUCUCUAAUGCAGACACAGAGGAGCUGAAUAAGAUAGCAGCUCCCACCGGCUACAAGAACGUCUUCUUCUCCCCGACUUUCGAUGACUUUCCUUCUGUCGAGAGAGAGUUUAUCAAAACCAUCUGCAGCGAGGAACUACUGUCUGAAUUCAAAGUAGAUGACGAGUUUGCUCAGUUGGACACGCCGACUGACGACCCGGAGGAGCUGCCCAAGCCUCUGGGCCCCUGCCCUUCCCAGUGUGUGAAGGGCCAGAAAGGUGAAAAGGGAGGUGGUUUAGGUCUCGGAGGUCUGAAAUUUAGGCCGAGUCCUGGACAGUUUGACCCUUUCACUUCCAGCAAAGGAGAGACGGGAGAGAGGGGACCUCCAGGAACAGAUGGUGUUCCCGGGUUGCCUGGGCGACCAGGGAGAACUGGACCUCCAGGUUCUGCUGGCCAGAGGGGCUCUUCCGGCAUCCCAGGUGACAUGGGUCAUCCUGGUCCGCCUGGUCCAAAGGGACAAAGAGGAGAGAGAGGAGAACCUGGAUAUGUCAUCGCUGGCACGGACGCAAAUUAUGUCCCGGGUCGAAAAGGAGAACCAGGAUCUUCAGGUCCACAAGGAGCUCCUGGUGUACCAGGGGUCAAUGGAGCUCCAGGUCUCCCUGGUCAGCUGGGACCUCCAGGGACCCCGGGGCUGUCUAUCAAGGGAGAGCCUGGAGAACCAGGAGCAAAAGGUUUACGUGGCAACCGGGGCGUGAAAGGAGACAAAGGAGAUCCGGGAAAAGACGGAGCUGCUGGUUUGCCUGGUCCCAUUGGCAUAGACGGGGUUUCAGGAUUACAGGGUCAGAAAGGAGACAAGGGUGAACAAGGAAUCGGCAUACAGGGUAUUCAAGGUGUUCGUGGAGACCAGGGAGCGAAGGGAGACAUUGGCGUUAGAGGACCAAUUGGCCCAAAGGGUAAUAGCGGAGAGCAGGGCAUUCAGGGAGUAAUCGGACCUCGGGGAAAGAAGGGAGUCAAAGGGGAACAAGGGGACAAGGGAGACCAAGGAGAAAUAGGACCAAUAGGACGGCAAGGACCCACAGGAUUCACAGGACCCAUGGGGCUCAAAGGAGACGACGGUCAGCAAGGUCCCCCAGGAGACCCUGCCAAGGGCAUACUUGGUCCGACUGGUAAAAAGGGUGUCAGGGGAGACAUCGGUCCAGUCGGCUCCACAGGCCCUCAGGGAGUAAAAGGUGAACAAGGAGACAAGGGAGAAAAGGGCAGUCCUGGUUUUGGGAUUCCAGGACUACAGGGACCAAAGGGAGAGAACGGUGAGAGGGGAAAUGUCGGUUUGUCUGGAAAACCAGGACCAAAGGGACACGAUGGUUCUAAAGGUGAAAAUGGAACUAUUGGGUUACCUGGCAAUCCUGGAGAACCAGGACUAAGAGGUAAAGAUGGUGUUGGAACCAAAGGAGACCAAGGAAUUAAGGGUGAGCUAGGCCCACCUGGAGAGCCUGGUGACAGAGGAAUCAGGGGUCCACUGGGGUUACCAGGACGACCAGGAGACCCUGGAGAUAAAGGAGAUGGUGGGAAAUCUGGGCAGCCGGGUAUCGAUGGAAAGAAAGGCGACAAAGGAGAGCCAGGAAAACCUGGACCUCCGGGAACACAAGUUGUCGCUGAAAACAAUAUACUCACUAGAGUGAUUAAGGGUGAAUCUGGGGAACCUGGUCUGCCUGGUUUGAGAGGAGAAAAGGGUCUAACUGGACCACAAGGUCCAGAAGGAAAACCAGGACUACCAGGACCAUCCCUGGUUGGCUCUGGGAGACAGGGACUUGAUGGGAAACCAGGAGCAAAGGGUGAACAGGGACAAAAGGGGGACCCUGGUCUGAGAGGAGAAAAAGGAGACCAAGGCCGAGUAGGGAUUGCAGGAAUGCCUGGCUUACCAGGAACUCCUGGAAGACCUGGUUUUGAUGGAAAGAGAGGUGUAACAGGAAAAGAUGGCGAGGGGGGACCAAAAGGAGACGAUGGCAAAAAGGGGGAUAAGGGAGACACAGGUGCAAGUGGUAAAGAUGGUAGUAAGGGUGAAGCAGGACCUCCAGGUUUGCCCGGAAAGCAAGUGCUUGUCACCUCAGAGGGUGCCACCAUUGACGAAGUCCGUCAAGCAUUUCCAAUCCCAAUGGGUCCUCCGGGAGCAACUGGUUCACCAGGAUUAAAGGGUGAUAUAGGAGAAGCCGGCCUGAGGGGAGAGAAGGGAGAUGCUGGAACUCCUGGGAAAUCUGUUAAGAUGAAGGACAUUGAAGUAAUGUUUGAAGCCUAUGGGAUAAGGCUGCCGUUGCUCAAGGCUUUGAUUGACAGGCUGCUACAGGAUGGGAUCGAGGAGCUGCUCCAGGUCCUUGGCAACGCCAAGAAACCACAAGAGAACACGGAAACUCACACAUCCAAUGUCAUCGCUGAGUAUACAGGUUCUGUGAAAUUAGAGCUCACCAGUCAGCCGCUGGUAGAGUCUGACACCACUGAGGAUCCGAGUGGCCACUUUCCUGAGUCAUCAUCAGUUGAGCCUCUGAAUAAAACUGCACAAGGUCCCACUCUGUGGAACGUCACCACGCCGACCGAGGAGCAGGAGCUCAACGGAACUGAUGAGACCACGCUGGAGGAGUCCACAGAGAAGUGGACGGCGGACGAGGACGAGGACGGCGACGACAUGUCUUCACUCGGAAUGAACCUUACAGUCGUCAAUUCCACUUUCAAUUAUACUACCAUCCAGGAAACGGUUUCAGGUUUACCCGAGACUGCGGUGGACACGGUCGUCCUCACUCAGGAAGAUUCUUUGAAGAAGAAUUCAGGACAUAAGAAGAAAAACCGGGAACGUGGGAAGGGCAAAGGAAAUAAAGGACGACCUAAGAGGCAGAGACAACGCCUGAUGAGCAAAGAAGAUGAAGAUAAACACGAGGAGUUUUAUGACGGCGAAGGAGACGGCGAAGGAGACGGUUAUGAAGACGAGGAGGAACAGUUUCCCACAGAGAGUCCACAAACACUAGCAGACACCUCCAGUGUUCCUCUGACACUUUACUCACACUCGGAGGCAAUUGAACAGGAUGACGUAUCACUGCCGACUCCUCCCAUCACUGCACAAGAACCACAAAAGGUGCCUCAACACCAGAUGAGGGUGAGAAGAGGCGCCCCCUGGCCUGAUUCCAUGGCUUUCAUGCCAGGCGCUCCUGGUGGAAGACAUCGGUACGAGGAGGCACAAAAACUUCUGACCUCUGGAGCGCAAGGUUACACACAUUUUAAUAAGAAGCAAGAAAACUCUGAUCGUCAAACACAGACUGAAGGAGAGAUUCAUCAGGCUGGAGGAGACGAACAGACGGAGGAAGAGCCUGAAUAUACGGUCUAUGAUGAGCUGGAGGAGGAGAGGAGUGGAGACUAUGACUGGCAAACUGAGGAGGAUGUGGACAGAGAGAGGGAAGGGGAGGAUGAGGAGCUGGAGAGGGAGAGGGAGCAGGAGCGGUUGGAGAUGGAGAGAGAGAGACAGGAGCUGGAGAGGGAGGCCAAGGUCGAGCUGGAGAAGAACAAGCAGCAGCCAGAGCAGGGGGGGGUGAGAGAUUUGAAUAGAGAGAGGGAGGAGUGGGAGAGGAGGAGGAUGGAGAUGGAGAGGAGGCGAGAGGGGGGUUAUGAUGAAGAAGCUGGACAGCCGUACCCAUAUCCUCCCGAGUAUUUUCAUUUGAAGGGUCAACAAGGGGAGAGUGGAAAACCAGGAGAAAAGGGUGGAAUUGGUGAAAAGGGGCAAAAGGGUGAGCCAGGAAUUGGCUACAGGGGACCAGAAGGCCAGGCCGGUCCUCCAGGACACAAGGGUGAACCAGGUGAGCCGGGGCCACCAGGUGCUCAAGGCAUCCAGGGUAUCCGUGGCAACCCAGGCUUCCAAGGUCCCCCAGGCCUUCAGGGUACCCCAGGGGACCCAGGAGAACCCGGCAGAGAGGGUGAGCGGGGUAAAAGGGGUAAGAACGGAUCUCCUGGACCUCCAGGGCUUCAGGGAGCACCAGGAUAUCAGGGUCCUCUUGGUGCACCUGGUGUAAAAGGAGAAAGGGGUGACAGUAUACCUGGAGGUCCCGGUGCCCGUGGUGUGUCUGGUGUCCCAGGCAGGAGGGGUGAAGCGGGGGUUCCAGGCGUCAAAGGAGCUCCCGGACACCUCGGUCCAAAAGGCUUACGAGGCAGCAGAGGUGAAAAGGGAGACCAUGGGAUACCUGGAGCCAAAGGAGAGAGGGGCAGUAUGCUCCAAAUCCAAGGGCCUCGAGGCUUCAAGGGUUCCAAAGGAAUUGCGGGUGAGCGAGGUCCUCCAGGUUUUGAUGGUGACAAAGGAGAAAAGGGCGAGGAUGGUCCUCCUGGAUUCAAGGGCUCGAAAGGGGAUGCAGGCACCAAGGGAGCAUUGGGACGCUUUGGAGCACGAGGACCUGUCGGCCAGAAGGGAGAUCCAGGAGAGCCGGGACUCAACGGAGUGAUGGGUCGUAACGGAGAUCACGGAGUGGACGGGGCCAAAGGGGACAAAGGAGACACAGGACUGCAAGGCCAAAAGGGUGAUCAGGGGGAUCCAGGUGAAGCAGGUUUACCAGGAGACAAAGGGGAGAAAGGAGUGAAGGGUUUCAGAGGUUUACCCGGACGUAUCGGGAAUUCAGGCCUGGAUGGAGAAAAGGGAGAAAUGGGGUUACCUGGCACUCCUGGAAUGCCUGGACUAAAUGGACUCACAGGGCGCAAGGGUGACAAGGGCAAUGGAGGGACCAGUGGUGUUGAUGGUGAUCUGGGAGAAAAAGGGGAAAAGGGUGUAGCAGGUUUCCCAGGCUUCCCGGGCUUUAAGGGUUCAGCAGGGAGUCCAGGCGGGGAUGGAGAUCAGGGGCUUCCAGGAUCACCAGGUCCUCGUGGUAACACUGGGCUGAAGGGGGAGAGGGGCAGAAGAGGAAGAGUGAAGCCGUGUCAGAGAGGAACACCGGGGACGUCUGGACACCGAGGACAGAGUGGAACCAUCGGGGAUGCAGGAGCAAAGGGCGAUAAAGGAGAACCAGGACUCUCGGCUGAAGAAGUGAAGGAGCUUGUUACUCAGGAGGUGGUAGUAAAGUGUGGGUUGGAAUAUAAGUUUAUGGUGAAGUCUGUGGAUCCAGAUGGGACACGCCCAGUGACGGAUGUUCAAAAAGAGCCAGAUGUAGUGAUAUCCCUCUCUCGUGACAUCAGUGAAGGCAAAAAAGAAGAAGAAGAGGGAGAGUAUGGAGACUGGGUGGAGGAAACGACCACUCCUGCCCCUGUGAUUCUUGAAGACGAUGGAAUUCUACUGAAUCGUACUGAUUCUCUGGAGGGAGAGAAAGUGCAGUGGAGCGGGGGACAGAGAAAUAAAAGAAGGGUUUUUGGAACAAACACUGCCGUGUCAGAUCGCUGUCUGGAGCCCAUGUCAGAGGGAACGUGUUCAGAAUACGCUCUGCUCUGGUAUUUCCACCCUCGCUCGGGGGAGUGCAGGCCGUUUGUGUACGGGGGCUGCGGCGGCAACCAAAACCAGUUCUCCACCAAGCAAGAGUGUCAGAGCCGGUGUGGGAAGGAGAGCACAGACAUCGAAUCCUGGAGAUGAAGCAGCUCAAGACAAGAAAGAUUUCUUUUUUGUACAUCACUGUUUAUUUAUAUAUUUUAAAAGCUGUUAACACUUUACAUUACAGUAGAAUAACAACACAGUGAUAGGGAGGUAAUAUUACAGUGAUACCAUUAAUAUCCAGCAUUUCAAUACCUUUACAUGGAAGUCCAAAAAUCUUCUAAUCUUAUUAUUCCUAAGCCAUAAUUAAGACGGUAUAACCAUAACAUUACUUUCCUAUUAUUACCAUAGUGUUAUACCAAAGUAAUAUAAAGUGUUGAUUUGUUGUAUGAAAUAUGUGCUUGGGAAAAAAAAAUGUGAAAAACAUAGUAGUUUCUUCUUUUUUUUAUAGACUUAUACAUAUAUUCUGCUUUUCUCUUUCCUGUCUUAUCUCUUUAUUGUGUGUUUUUGUCAAUAGCUGUGCAUCGUGUCAGUGUUAAAAAAAAAUUAGAUGGUGGUGGCCGAGUGCCUGCACCUCUACAUAUGUUCCUUUGGCAGGGGGUGUUACAGCUCAGGCCGGGAGCCAGAUGAAAGGCCGACAGGGAUCCAGUGAGGGAGACUGAUUUCAAGGUUCUCUCCAUCAGAACGGCCCAGCAGUGGCAGGGGAUUCCUGCGUGGGUGUUGAUGUGAGGGCAGCAUGUACCGAAGGUUCUUUUUUCUUGUCUGUUUCUGGCAGAGUGAGAUGAAACACUCACGAUUACCACUUUUUCAUUCGGUUGAUGGUUUGACACGGAUCACGGUGUUCACGGAACUUGUUGUGCUUGAUUCUCAUGACAGCCGGUUUUUGUUUUGUUUGUUUUUAAUUCUGUUAGUGACACGUUAGUCUUUCUCACACGAGACUGAACUCAUAUUUGUCAGGAUUCUGCUCUGCAUUGUGCCCCCUUAGAAUCCUCCAUGGACAACAAGAACUCCAGUGUUUUCUCUUUGUUUUAUAUUUGAUCUUUUCACAAAAAUUAUAUUAUGGAAAAGCUGAAAAUGUUCAAUUCAAUUCAAUUUUCAGACUCAAAGAUGUGCGGUCAUCUGCCUAGACAGGUUGGGGUGAAAGAAUUCCAUACUUCAUAAUAGUAGUUGAUUAUCUUCACAGGGGAGAUAGUAUUACCUCCAGAGCUGGAGCUGUGGCUGCUCCAGAUUAACACUCUUACUUGUAAAGAUAGGGGACGAACAGGCGGACACUCAUGACACAUAUUUACCCCACCAAGCAUUCUUACAACAGUAGUUUACACAAAUUCAUUCUAGGUCCAAAGUAUUCAGUUUCAUCUCACAGUGUCAUUUGAAACCUUUGUGAGGCUGGAAAUGAACUUUUCUGUCUGUGUGAAACUCAAAGAUGCAGAUGAUUAAAGGAAAACAAGUCCGAUCUGGGAUGACUUUUAAUGCACUGGUCACAGGACAAGUGAAAACCCAAGGAAACAGAUGUGUCUGUUGGAGCCAUUUGUAAAAUAAUUGUGUAUAUAUACUGUAUUUUUGACUAGUUUGACUUGCUGAAGAAAAGUAUCACUGCACUAGUUUCAUUGAUAAUUGCAGGCAGCCCCAGCUUCUGAUCGGUUGAAUAAUUAUUCCUGUGCUUGUUAAGAGAUUUUUUUUUCUUGGGGAGAAAAUAGGUUAUGAUUGAUGUUAAUGUGGCUCUGUCUGUUAUUGUCAAAAAAAAUGGGCCACAUACACUACAGAGUCCAAGAAAUGCGCGUUUUGAAACAAAGAACCUGGACUUUGAGUUGUGAUUCUUUAUUUCCUACAUUGAAUUACUAACAACAACAAUGUAAUCCAUCAUAAACCUGUGUUUGAAGUUGAGAAGGGGCAUGAACAAUCCCCAUCUCGUAGUUUAGUCGCAGAGUGGGAGGACAUGUUAUCACACAUCGGGUCACACACUGUGAUUAUUCCAGCUGUGACGACCUAGUCAUAUUAAUCCCUCGAUGAAGUUACUCAUUAGAAAGUGACCUGACGCGCUCUUGUCCUCUCGCUUCCUCGAUGUCCCCAUCAUUUUUGGCACAUCACAGUGGGUGGCGUCAGUGACACGUGUACUGUGUCCACUCGAUAAUAAACUUCUGGAUCAAUUAAAACUCAAUGUUCCUCAUGUGCCAGAGUUUCCACAUCUUUAUAAUGAGCAUUUAGAGUUCUGGUGGGCUGCGAUUGAUGGGAAGUGGGAAAUGUGACGAUGCAAAAGUUGAUCAUGUAGAUUAUUUUAUUUAAAUAACUUUGCUAGCAGAUUUUUUUCAAGAAUGAAGAUGUUUGUUUUUUUUAAAACAGAUGUUUGACAUUUGCUUUAAAAAUGAAAAUAUCAACAAAUGUAAUCACUCACUAAUGCAGUUUAUUUUAGUUUUGUACAUGAUUGUGAACAUGUGUAACCACUGUAGACAAAUAUGUUUGUGUAAAUUGUUUCAAAAACAGAUCUUUCAAAGAGUUUAGCCCUUGAACACAGAGCAUAUCGCAGACGACACGUUUGCAUCGGAAAAAUUCCAACUAUUUUAUACUGUUCAAAUUUCAGAUUUAACA